AUGUUACAAGCUAGAAGACAACUUUCGAGGACCGCGACAACACUUUCCCGAAGCGCCAUCGCGCCGCGCCCCCGACUCGUGCCAUCACUGGCACUCGCUUCUUCCGCUGGGCCCUCGGCGAUCCGAACGUAUGCGCAGGGCCCGCCACGGGGGCCACCUGGUGGCGGCGGCGGAGGCGGCGGCUUCCCACCCGGCGGGUUUCCUCCUGGCGGGUUUGGCGGCGGCCGAGGCAACUACCCCGGCCAGCAGCCGCCGCAGGAGCAGGGCCCGCAGAAGGGCGAGACGCUCAAAGAGUUCAGCGUCGACCUGACCGAGAUGGCGCGCGAGGGCAAGCUCGACCCCGUGAUCGGGCGCGACGAGGAGAUCCGACGCACCAUCCAGAUCCUGUCCCGGCGUACCAAGUCCAACCCUGUCCUGCUCGGCCAGCCUGGUGUCGGUAAGACGGCCAUUAUCGAGGGCCUCGCCAUGCGCAUCGUCAACAAGGAGGUGCCCGAGUCGAUCCAGAACAAGCGCCUGUUGAUGAUCGACCUGUCGCUCCUGCUCGCUGGCACAGGCGUGCGCGGCGAGUUUGAGAAGCGCUUCAAGGCGCUCCUCAAGGACAUUGACGAGGAGGCCGGCGAGGUCAUUUGUUUCAUCGAUGAAAUCCACACUUUGCUCAACCUCGGCAAGGCUGAGGGAUCGAUGGACGCAGGCAACAUGAUCAAGCCGGCACUCGCACGCGGCCUCCAGCUCGUCGGCGCGUCCACGCUCGACGAGUACCGCAAGACUAUCGAAAAGGACCAGGCGCUCCAGCGUCGUUUCCAGCCCGUCAUGGUCAACGAGCCCAACGUCGAGGCGACAGUCUCGAUCCUCCGUGGCCUCAAGUCGCGCUUCGAGGCCCACUUUGGUGUCCAGAUUGCCGACUCGGCCCUCGUGACGGCAGCCGUCUACUCUGACCGGUACAUUUCCGACCGAUUCCUCCCCGACAAGGCAAUCGACCUGGUUGACGAGGCGUGCUCUGCGCUCAAGCUCGCGCAAGAGUCGCGCCCCCAGUCGCUCGAAAACCUCGACCGCGAGAUCAUGACGCUCGAGAUUGAGCGCGAGUCGCUCAAGAAGGACACGGACCCGUUCUCGGCCAAGCGGCGCGACAAGGUCGACGAGGAGCUCGUCGAGAAGAAGAAGGAGCAGUCACGCCUCGUCGACAUCUGGAACCAGGAGCGCGAGCGCGUGUCCGAGAUCAAGAGCAUCAAGGAGACGAUUGAGCGCGCCAACGUCGAGCUUGAGAACGCACAGCGCCGCGGCGACUUUGAGGUCGCCUCCAGGCUCAGGUACUCGACCAUCCCCGAGCUCCAAAAGCGCCUCCCCAAGGCUGAGGCGGAGCUGGAGGCCGAGGCCGAGGCCCAGCCCGACAUGGUCGUCCGCGACAAGGUCACCUCCGAGGACAUUGCCGUUGUUGUAGGCAAGGCCACCGGUAUCCCCGUAUCCAACCUCCUCAAGGGAGAGCGCGAGCGUCUUAUCCACAUGGAGGACUCGCUCAAGCAGCGCGUCGUCGGCCAGGACGAGGUUGUCAAGAGCGUGGCCAACGCCAUCCGCCUUUCGCGCGCCGGCCUCCAGUCGCCCAACCGGCCCCUCGCAUCCUUCCUCUUCCUCGGUCCCACCGGUGUCGGUAAAUCCGAGCUCACCAAGGCCGUUGCCGAGUUCCUGUUUGCCGACGAGCGCCGCGCGCUCAUCCAGCUCAACAUGUCCGAGUUCCACGACAAGCACACCGUCUCGCGCCUCAUUGGCGCGACGCCCGGCUUUGUCGGCUACGAGGAGGGCGGCCAGCUGACCGAGGCUGUUCGCCGCCGGCCAUACUCGGUUGUGGUGUUCGACGAGAUUGAGAAGGCCCACCCCGAUGUGGCCAACAUCCUCCUUCAGGUCCUGGAAGAAGGCACCCUCACCGACGGCCAGGGCCGCCAAGUCAACUUCAAGAACACGAUUAUCGCUCUCACGUCCAACCUGGGCUCCGAGGCCCUCUAUGAGCCGGGAGCGAUGAACAAGGACGGCAGUGUGAGCGACAGCGCCAAGGCUGCUGUCCUCCGCGACGUCGGCAAGUUCUUCAAGCCCGAGCUCAUCAACCGUCUCGACGAGCUGGUCGUGUUCAACAAGCUCCCGCCCAGCAUCAUCCUCGACAUUGUCAACCUCCGCCUCAAGGAGGUGCAGUCGCGUCUCUCUGGCCGCCGCAUCACGCUCGACGUGACUGAGCCUGCGCGCGAGUGGCUCGCCAAGAAGGGCUACUCGGACAGGUACGGUGCGCGUGCCGUGCAGCGUGUGGUGCGCGAGCAGAUUUCCAACCCGCUCGCGCUCAAGAUGCUCAACGGAACCGUCAAGGACGGCGAGAUUGUGACGGUCCACCUCAAGAACGACAAGAUUGAGCUCUCGUCGCGCCCCGACCCCAACCAGCCCGAAGCGGAAGAAGAGGGCAGCGACGCGGGUAGCGACAAGGAGGUCAAGGAUGCGUUCAAGGAGUCUGGCGAGAUGCCAUAG
Messenger RNA from Vanrija pseudolonga, 2505 nucleotides. It is a transcript of the gene hsp78, whose product is annotated as Heat shock protein 78, mitochondrial. The record is from RefSeq and is a predicted model, not a curated record. Gene Ontology annotation, molecular function: ATP binding; ATP hydrolysis activity. Gene Ontology annotation, cellular component: mitochondrial matrix; cytoplasm. Lineage: Eukaryota; Fungi; Basidiomycota; Tremellomycetes; Trichosporonales; Trichosporonaceae. Gene Ontology annotation, biological process: protein unfolding; protein refolding; cellular response to heat. The transcript has a single exon. The coding region runs from base 1 to 2505 and encodes 834 amino acids.